CUGUCCUUCAAGUUUGGCACCAGCAGCAAAUCGAUUUCGUCGUCUGGAAAUCUGGAACUUUUUCAUAAUUCGUGGCAAAAGUAUGUGCUAAGUUGGUCUAAAGUGCGUUAAAAGUGAAGCUUAUUGCUGCGUGCACCCGGGAACGAUAAAAAGUUGCAGGGAUGACCACGUACGAGGAGUUUAUCCAGCAGAACGAGGACCGCGAUGGGAUUCGCUUUACGUGGAACGUGUGGCCGUCGAGCCGGAUCGACGCGAGCAGGUUGGUGGUGCCGCUGGGAUGUUUGUACCAGCCGCUGAAGGAGCGGCCGGAUUUGCCGCCGAUUCUGUACGAUCCGGUCGUGUGUACGCGGACCACUUGCCGGGCGAUUUUGAACCCGAUGUGCCAGGUGGACUACCGGGCCAAGCUGUGGGUGUGCAACUUUUGCUUCCAGCGGAAUCCGUUUCCGCCGCAGUACGCGGCCAUUUCGGAGCAGCACCAGCCGGCGGAACUGAUUGCCGGGUUCAGUACGAUCGAGUACACGAUCACGCGGGCACCGUGCCUGCCGCCGGUGUUUUUGUUCGUGGUGGACACUUGCAUGGACGAGGAGGAGCUGGGCGCGUUGAAGGAUUCGCUGCAGAUGUCGUUGAGCUUGCUUCCGGCAAAUGCGUUGGUCGGGUUGAUUACGUUCGGGAAGAUGGUCCAGGUGCAUGAGCUGGGGACGGAUGGCUGCUCGAAGAGUUACGUGUUCCGCGGGACGAAGGAUUUGAGCGCGAAGCAGAUCCAGGACAUGCUGGGGAUUGGCCGGGCUCCCGGGCCGAAUCAACCGCAGCAGCAGCAGCAGCGUGGUCCGACGGGGGUUGUUCCGCCGGCGAACCGGUUCCUGCAGCCACUGCACAAGUGCGACAUGGCGCUGACGGAUUUGCUUGGGGAGUUGCAGCGGGAUCCGUGGCCGGUUCCGCAGGGGAAGCGAUUCUUGCGAUCGACUGGGGCGGCCCUUUCGAUUGCCGUUGGGUUGCUGGAGUGCACCUAUCCGAACACUGGAGCACGGAUUAUGCUGUUCUGCGGAGGACCGUGCUCGCAGGGACCCGGCCAGGUCGUGGACGAUGAGCUGAAGCACCCGAUCCGAUCGCAUCACGACAUUCACAAGGACAACGCGAAGUUCAUGAAGAAGGCGAUUAAGCACUACGAAGCGUUGGCGUUGAGGACGGCCACGAACGGGCAUUGCAUCGAUAUUUACUCGUGCGCGCUGGAUCAGACCGGGUUGAUGGAGAUGAAGCAGUGCUGCAACUCGACCGGUGGCCACAUGGUCAUGGGAGAUUCGUUCAAUUCUUCGCUGUUCAAGCAGACUUAUCAGCGAGUGUUUGCGACGGACGGGAAAGGUGACCCGAAGAUGGCCUUCAACGGAACGCUGGAGAUCAAGUGUUCGAGAGAGUUGAAGAUUGAGGGUGGCAUCGGUUCGUGCGUUUCGUUGAACGUGAAGAACGCUUCGGUGUCCGACUCUGACGUCGGAAUGGGCGGAACCUGCCAGUGGAAGCUCUGCACAAUGACGCCAAACACGUCGAUGGCGUUCUUCUUCGAGGUCGCGAAUCAACACGCGGCACCGAUUCCGCAGGGCGGACGCGGCUGCCUUCAGUUCAUCACCCAGUAUCAGCAUUCCAGCGGGCAGCGACGAAUCCGCGUUACGACCGUGGCCCGCAGCUGGGCGGACGCCACGUCAAACCUUCCGAUGAUCAGCGCCGGAUUCGACCAGGAAGCCGCAGCCGUACUCAUGUCCCGAAUGGUCGUCUACCGGGCGGAAACCGACGACGGUCCGGACACGCUGCGCUGGGUCGAUCGCCAACUCAUCCGACUCUGCCAGAAGUUUGGCGAAUACGGCAAAGACGACCCGAACAGCUUCCGACUCGCGGAAAACUUCUCCCUCUUCCCCCAGUUCAUGUACCAUCUCCGGCGGUCCCAAUUCCUGCAGGUCUUCAACAACUCCCCCGACGAAACGACCUUCUACCGGCACAUGCUCAUGCGCGAAGACCUCACCCAAUCCCUCAUCAUGAUCCAACCCAUUCUCUACUCGUACUCCUUCAACGGCCCACCGGAACCGGUCCUGCUCGACACCUCCUCCAUCCAGCCGGACCGAAUUCUCCUGAUGGACACCUUCUUCCAAAUUCUCAUUUUCCACGGAGAAACAAUCGCGCAGUGGCGGUCGCUCAAGUACCAGGACAUGCCCGAGUACGAAAACUUCAAGCAGCUGCUGCAAGCCCCCGUCGAUGACGCGCAGGAAAUCCUCCAAACGCGAUUCCCCAUGCCGCGGUACAUCGACACCGAACAGGGCGGAUCGCAGGCGCGGUUCCUGCUCUCGAAGGUCAACCCGUCGCAGACCCACAACAACAUGUACGCGUAUGGACAGAUGGCCGCACCGACGGACGGUGGCGCCCCGGUCCUCACCGACGACGUCUCGCUGCAAGUAUUCAUGGAGCAUCUGAAGAAGCUAGCCGUCUCGUCGACGACGUAAAUGGAGGACGCCACAAUUUUAUCACCAAUCCAAUCAAUCCAACAGCAGGAGGGUUGCAACUAGGUCACGCGAUUCAAAUUGACGACACUUUUCAAUUAAAAUUGAUAUCUACACGCUGCUAGUGUCGAAGGAGGGUAAAGAAGAAAAAGAAGGAGGGGCGAAACAAUGAUUAAGUGACGAAUUGAAUGUAUUCAAGUGUUUGUUUUUUAGGAGAGUAAAUUUUCUUUAUGUGUUGGAUGAAUAAACUAAAAGUAUAUUACUAUAUUGAUAGCCGCUAGGAGAAUAAUAAAUUACGCAAUGGGAAACCGCACAAAA
This is a messenger RNA of Culex pipiens pallens (northern house mosquito), 2801 nucleotides long. It is a transcript of the gene Sec23, whose product is annotated as protein transport protein Sec23A. Gene Ontology annotation, cellular component: COPII vesicle coat; endoplasmic reticulum exit site. NCBI's taxonomy places the organism in Eukaryota, Metazoa, Arthropoda, Insecta, Diptera, Culicidae. The record is from RefSeq and is a predicted model, not a curated record. The transcript is spliced from 4 exons. The coding region runs from base 162 to 2486 and encodes 774 amino acids. Gene Ontology annotation, molecular function: GTPase activator activity; zinc ion binding. Gene Ontology annotation, biological process: intracellular protein transport; endoplasmic reticulum to Golgi vesicle-mediated transport; COPII-coated vesicle budding.